Molecule: messenger RNA, 276 nt
Organism: Loa loa (African eye worm)
Lineage: Eukaryota; Metazoa; Nematoda; Chromadorea; Rhabditida; Onchocercidae
Exons: 1
Coding region: 1-276 (91 amino acids)
Source: RefSeq, a predicted model, not a curated record
AUGGGAUGGAACAGUUGCAAAGAGCAAAACAUGGUGGAUGAAAAUCAUUGUGUUGAAGUGAGAUCUCGAAUUCAUCCUUCAAGGAAUAUGCGGUGCGUGGAAAUAGUGGGAGCACCAGUUACCAUGAGAGAAUUAUAUUCAACUCGAUGGUCUAUAUUCGGUCAAGAGUUUUUAAAAGAGAAAAAGUUUCGUGAAGAAACGACCUCGUUUGGUGACACAAAAUUCGCUGCGGGACGUCCUACUAAUGUUAGCAGAGCAGUGUUUAUUUGUGAGUAA